AUGUCGACGAUAACAACAACAGCGCUUCAAACCUCAUACCCACCUUUCCUCCCAAAAGCCUUCAAUGACAACCAACCUAAAAAUAUCCGCCUCUACCCUCUCUCAAACUACACAUUUGGUACCAAAGAGACCCAACCAGAAGAAGACCCCUCAGUUCUAGCACGACUCAAGCGCCUCGAAGAGCAUUAUGUAGAGCAUGGAAUGCGCCGAACAUGCGAAGGAAUCCUAGUUUGCCACGAGCACAACCAUCCUCAUAUCCUCAUGCUUCAAAUCGCAAACGCGUUCUUCAAGCUCCCCGGCGAUUACCUAAAGCCGGAAGACGAAGAGAUCGCGGGGUUUAAGGAGCGCUUGAAUGAGCGAUUGGCGCCGGUGGGGAGUCAAUUCAGCGGCGAGGGCGUUAAUGAGGAGUGGGAGAUUGGUGAUACGCUGGCGCAAUGGUGGAGACCGAAUUUCGAGACUUUUAUGUAUCCGUUCAUCCCUGCGCACGUUACUAGGCCGAAGGAGUGCAAGAAAUUGUAUUUCAUUCAGCUGCCUAGACAAAAGGUUCUCAGCGUCCCGAAGAAUAUGAAGCUUCUCGCUGUUCCCCUCUUCGAGCUCUACGAUAACACAGCAAGAUAUGGACCCCAAUUAUCAGCAAUCCCGCAUCUACUAUCGCGGUAUAACUUCGAGUUCGUCGAUGAGAAUGGCCAGGUGGUGGCUGUUACUCCAGGUGGUGGUCCAUCAGAAGAUGGAUACGUGCCCAAGACGCGGGUCCUAGCCGGAGGGGAUGAGGAGAUGAAGGAGGAUAGCGUCAAAGCCGAAAAUGGCACUUCAUGA
This is a messenger RNA of Venustampulla echinocandica, 816 nucleotides long. RefSeq lists its product as uncharacterized. Gene Ontology annotation, molecular function: mRNA binding. Gene Ontology annotation, cellular component: mRNA cleavage factor complex. Bases 1 to 816 code for a protein of 271 amino acids. The transcript has 2 exons. The record is from RefSeq and is a predicted model, not a curated record. NCBI's taxonomy places the organism in Eukaryota, Fungi, Ascomycota, Leotiomycetes, Helotiales, Pleuroascaceae.